AUGUCUGCGGGUGGGGAGAGGGCGAGCUCAGCGGACCAAGGCGGGGGCGAGGACGGGCCGGGCACGGCAUUCAGAAUAGUCCAGCGUUUGACCUACCGUCGUAGGCUGUCCUAUAAUACAGCCUCUAACAAAACUAGGCUGUCCCGAACCCCUGGUAAUAGAAUCGUUUACCUUUAUACCAAGAAGGUUGGGAAAGCACCAAAAUCUGCAUGUGGCGUGUGCCCAGGCCGACUUCGAGGAGUUCGUGCUGUGAGACCUAAAGUCCUUAUGAGGUUGUCCAAAACGAAAAAACACGUCAGCAGGGCCUAUGGUGGUUCCAUGUGUGCUAAGUGUGUUCGUGACAGGAUCAAGCGUGCUUUCCUUAUCGAGGAGCAGAAAAUCGUUGUGAAAGUGUUGAAGGCCCAAGCACAGAGUCAGAAAGCUAAAUAAAAAAAUGAA
This is a messenger RNA of Neomonachus schauinslandi (Hawaiian monk seal), 438 nucleotides long. Its product is annotated as 60S ribosomal protein L34-like. Lineage: Eukaryota; Metazoa; Chordata; Mammalia; Carnivora; Phocidae. Gene Ontology annotation, biological process: translation. Gene Ontology annotation, cellular component: ribosome. Gene Ontology annotation, molecular function: structural constituent of ribosome. The record is from RefSeq and is a predicted model, not a curated record. The coding region runs from base 1 to 429 and encodes 142 amino acids. The transcript has 2 exons.